Molecule: messenger RNA, 420 nt
Organism: Baudoinia panamericana UAMH 10762
Lineage: Eukaryota; Fungi; Ascomycota; Dothideomycetes; Mycosphaerellales; Teratosphaeriaceae
Exons: 1
Coding region: 34-315 (93 amino acids)
Source: RefSeq, a predicted model, not a curated record
AGCAACCCUGAGCGAAGCGGAGACCUCCCAGAUAUGGCUGUCACGCUGGUGAAAGCUUUUGCAAGCGUGAGUUGUUCGACGUGGUUCGAAGCUGCUUACAGCUGCUGGCCCGACCACAUGCCUUCUUACCCUGUCCUCCCUGCCACGAGUACUGCGAGUCGAGUCCUUUCUUUCCGCGAACAAGGUCUAGAUAGAUCUUGCUGUUCACUUACUGUGCGUUCGCCGGCCAUCGUGAUGAGAGCGAGCAUACAGAGACCGAGAUGGACAGUCCUAAAGCACUUCUCAGCGCUGCGGCAAAAAAUGUUAAGAGUGUGAGGGUGCGCAUAGCCGACCUGUAGGAGACUGUGUUCGGCUUCAGAUUUGACGCUACUGGCAUCAGGACGACCCUCCUCGGCUGGCCAGCAUUACGUGGUGCGUCCG